Molecule: messenger RNA, 2398 nt
Organism: Heterocephalus glaber (naked mole-rat)
Lineage: Eukaryota; Metazoa; Chordata; Mammalia; Rodentia; Bathyergidae
Gene: Htra4
Product: HtrA serine peptidase 4
Biological process (GO): programmed cell death; proteolysis; positive regulation of apoptotic process
Cellular component (GO): extracellular region
Molecular function (GO): protein binding; serine-type endopeptidase activity
Source: RefSeq, a predicted model, not a curated record
GGGACAGGGCUAGGGACCUCCCUGUUGAGGGAGGCCUGGGCCUGGGCAGGACCGGCGCUGGGGGAGGCACGGGUGUGUGUAUGAUGUCCGACAGGCUCUCCCCUUAAAAGUCUGGGGCUGGCACCCGGGCCAGAAAGAAGUGCUGCUCAUUUUAUACCAGUCGUGAGCUCAGUGAAGUAACUGGAAAAGCAGCAAAGGCAAGGAGCAAGAUGAGACCUCGGCAGCAGGGCGCUGGGCUCGUGCCCGGGCUCGGGCUCGGACUCGGACGAGUCCUCCUGUUCUGGCUGCUGCUGCCCGCGGCGCCCGUGCCCAGGAUCCAGGCCCGGAGGUCCAAGGCCUCGAUGCCCUGCCCCGACGCGUGCGAGCCGACGCGCUGCCCCCCACUGCCGACCUGCUCGGCGGGUGCCGCGCCGGUGCUCGACCGCUGUCGGUGCUGCCGCGUGUGCCCCGCGGCGGAGGGCGACGCCUGCGUCAGGGCUCGGGGCCGGCCGUGCGCCGCGGGGCUGCGGUGCCUCCCAGCAUCUGGGCACGAGCGCGGGCAUGGCAUCUGCGGCUGCUCCGUGGAGGGCGCGGCCGUGUGCGGGAGCAACGGUCGCACCUACCCCAGCCUGUGCGCGCUCCGGGCGGAGAACCGCGCCGCGCGCGUCCAGGGCGCGCUCCCGGCCGUGCCUGUGCAGAAAGGUGCCUGCGGCGACCCAGGCACCCAAAGCGCAGGCUGGCUCCGGAGCAACUACAACUUCAUCGCUAUGGUGGUGGAGAAGGUGGCGCCUGCUGUGGUUCACUUGCAGCUGUUCCGCAGGUCACACCUCGGCAGCAAGGACAUCCUUGCAUCCAGUGGCUCUGGGUUCAUAGUGUCUGAGGAUGGGCUCAUUGUUACCAAUGCACAUGUGCUCACCAACCAGCAGCGGAUCCAGGUGGAGCUCCAGAGUGGGGUCCAGUAUGCAGCCACGGUCAAGGACAUUGACCAUAAAUUGGAUCUUGCACUAAUUAAGAUUGAACCAAAUAUUGACCUUCCUGUUCUGUUGCUGGGAAGAUCAUCUGAUCUUCGGGCUGGAGAGUUCGUGGUGGCCUUGGGCAGCCCAUUUUCUCUGCAGAACACAGUGACUGCAGGGAUCGUCAGUACCACUCAGCGAGGGGGCAAAGAGCUGGGGCUGAAGGAUUCAGACAUAGACUAUAUCCAGACUGAUGCCAUCAUUAAUCACGGGAAUUCUGGGGGGCCUCUGGUGAACUUGGAUGGUGAUGUGAUUGGCAUAAACACACUGAAGGUGACCGCAGGAAUCUCCUUUGCAAUUCCCUCAGAUCGAAUUCGCCAGUUCUUGGCAGAAUACCAUGAGCGCCAGUUGAAAGGCAAGGUUCCUUUGCAGAAGAAAUAUCUGGGUCUGCGAAUGCUGCCCCUCUCUUUGAACCUUCUUCAAGAAAUGAAAAGGCAAGAUCCAAAUUUCCCUGAUAUGAGUUCUGGGGUUUUUGUAUAUGAAGUGAUUCAAGGAACAGCUGCUGAGAGCUCUGGGUUGAGAGACCAUGAUGUAAUUGUCAGCAUCAAUGGGCAGCCUGUUUCCACCACAGCCGAUGUCACUGAAGCAGUUAAAGACAGUGAUUCCCUUUCCAUUAUUGUGCGUCGGGGGAGUCAAACCUUGUUUCUGACAGUCAUACCUGACAUAAUCAGUUAAGCAUCUUGCUUUAAAAGAUAUUUAACAAAACCAAAGUUUUAUUAUCUGAUUUGUAUUGAAGAUGUGCCACAGAUGGCAGGGGGUUUCUGGAGCUCUUUCUCAUUAAGAAAAAUGAUGUUUAAUUAAAUGCACACAUGCAGGGCUGGGCAUCACGAGGCUGGGGGAGCCACUCUGCUAUACAGUAGCCUUUCUAAGCCAAGUGGAAGGACAUUAUGCCAGGAAGUCUGGGAGUUGAUAAAAUUUUAUUUACAGAUAGGAGACAACUAAAAAAUAGGCACAGGUUCUAAUAAAACCUUGACAGAGACAUUUCAGUAUUUUAAGCCUUGUCUUAUAGCCACAAACUAGAUAUAACACACACAUAGACAAAUGCAUCUAUUUACCAAAUACUAAGAAACAACCUGAGUUCAGGGUGCAAAAUAUUUUAAUAUUACUCCUUUCUUUAGUCAGUUUUCCAGGUUGUAUCACAUUUGGCCAAAGUUUGUGGACAUAAUUUAGAAGUUAAAUUGAAACUUAAUAAUGGGGGAUUAUCACACAAGAAUAUUACUAAUGACUCUCAAAUUAUCCCUCUAGCAAUAGAAACAACUUUAGUUACCAACAGGGCUUCUAACUGAAAAGAUCUACAAAAUAGUUUCUUGAAAAUUUACAGACUUUUAAUUUUUUACUGGAGUUCUUCCUGCAAUAAUGAUUUCACAGUUCAUUUUUUUCAAGGAAAUAAAUAUCUUUCUUUCUUU